Messenger RNA from Punctularia strigosozonata HHB-11173 SS5, 567 nucleotides. RefSeq lists its product as uncharacterized. Bases 1 to 567 code for a protein of 188 amino acids. The record is from RefSeq and is a predicted model, not a curated record. NCBI's taxonomy places the organism in Eukaryota, Fungi, Basidiomycota, Agaricomycetes, Corticiales, Punctulariaceae. The transcript is spliced from 3 exons.
AUGUCAAAGAACCAAGAGGACUUCAACUCCUGGUUCGAUGAAUACCAGGCGAAGGUCAAGGUCCUGAACAACUCGGAUACUCCUUUCAGCUUUGAGAUCAAAGAGGGGGAUAGCCUUGUCGCUGGAGAUGUCAACCUCUCCACAGGUCCCGAGGACGAAUUCGAAUGCACCAUCGGUGUUAUCAAACCCGGAACAUGGGCAGUCACACGUCUGACACUCUACGAUGACGACGGCGACGACGACGAAGGAGACGGCUCGGAGGGGAUCGUGAAAGUCAUCAUGCAGCAUUCAUCCAGCGCAGACGAAGCCGCCGCAUCCCAGUGGGAGGAGGUGGGCAGCUUCAGCGUCGACAGCGGAUGCUGGUGCCUUCACAGUCUACGCGAAAUCGAGGCGAUGACAGCGGACUCUGGAGACCACGGGGCCGCGCUUGAGUGCCUCGCAGACUGGGCGAUGGACGUCGGAGCGAAGUUCCCGGGGGGCGUCGUUGCCUCUGGGGACGAUGGAGGAUACACGAUCCAGGGAAAGAAGGUCGGUGUCUCGUGGGUCGCAUUCAGGGUCCUAGGUUAA